Molecule: messenger RNA, 1449 nt
Organism: Camellia sinensis
Lineage: Eukaryota; Viridiplantae; Streptophyta; Magnoliopsida; Ericales; Theaceae
Source: RefSeq, a predicted model, not a curated record
UGGUUUUGAAGCUUUGCAGAGUUUACUUCGAGUCUUCCCAGGCUGUCCCACUUUCACGUGUACCCUUUUAACACCAUUACUUUUGCUCUCUCUCUCUCUCUCUCUCUCUCCCUGGUUUCCCUUUUUAUAAGGCAGACGUGCAUGGCAACCAUUGCAUUCAGUUAGAAAAGAAAUAUGGAUAUAGUGAAAAUGGAGGCUCUUCUAAGGCUUUCCUCAACAUUGCUCUUAGUCUUGACUGCUUGUCUUGUUGGUUUUGAUACCCAAACCAAGGUUAUUUUGUUCUCAAUUGUCAGAAAAGCCACUUUUAGAGACUUGAAUGCCUUAAUGGCCUUGGUGUGCAUUGAUUCUGUGGCUGCUGCUUAUAAUCUUCUACAACUACUCAGAUGCUUUGUCUUUAAAGCCAAUCAAGUGCAGUCAUACCUAUGCCUUGCUUGGGUUUGUUUCUUAUUAGACCAGGUAUUUUUCAUAGAUGCUACCUCCUCUCAGGUCUCAACCCCAUGGUUCUUGGACUCUGCUGCAACUGAUCACAUUACAGAUGAUCUCCAUCAAUUGAACUUCUAUCAGCCUUACGCUGGCACUAAUCAGGUCACCAUUAGUAAUGGUUCUUCUCUUUCUAUUCAGCAUACUGAUAAAGGUAUCUUGCCCACUCCUCAUUAUUCCUUUCAAUUACAGCAUGUCUUGCGUGUCCCAUCUAUCUCUUCUAAUUUCAUUUCUGUUCAAAUAAUGGCUAAAGAUAAUAAUUGUUCUGUAACUUUUGAUGGUACUUCUUUCUUUAUUCAGGACAAUCACACCAAUGCUAUUCUGCAUAGAGGUGUUCGUGCUUAUGGCCUCUAUCAUUUUUUGCAUCAUCCAUCAUCCACUUCGCAUACUUGCCAUAACUCUACUACUUCUCCAUCUGCUUCUCUUUGGCAUAAGAGACUUGGCCAUCCAUCAUCUCAUAAAUUUCAUGUUCUUAAGAAUCAUUUACCUAUUUCAAUAAAUAAUGAUUUCAUUUCUUGUAAUGAUUGCUCAGUUGCAAAAUGCCAUCGUUUACCAUUUAAACUUUCUAAUUCUACUGUAAAUGCUCCUUUUGCUUUAAUCCACACUAACGUUUGUGGGCCCUUUACCUAUUCUACUUCCUCUUACAGAUUUUAUGUGUUGUUUGUGAAUGAUUUUAGUCGUUUUACUUGGCUUUUUCCUCUCUCUUGUAAAAGUGAAGUUUGUUCUAAGUUUAAAGAAUUCAAAAUGUUUGUGGAAAACAAUUUGGUUAUCCCCUCAAAGUUUUAAGGUGUAACGGUGGUUGUCACGCCCCCAAUUUCAUUACUCGAAUAAUUUACCAAAUUUCCUUGUAAAAGUUCAUUUCCAAUAAUAGUUAUAGAAGUUACACAAGCUAAAUAGAAUAAAUGAGGUUCACUCUCGCAUAGAUAUAAUGAUACUAAAAAUGUUCACAAUAAUAUUCACUGUACAUGC